AUGGUCAGCAAUGAUGGCCAGCACAUUAGAGAUGAUGGUGCGCUGUCUGCUGUCUACAUUUCUCUGAAGACCACCUCUCUGUUGAGGAGCACCACCACCUCUUUCUCUUGGCCCACGUCCACCUCUCUGUUGACCCGAGUGGAUCUGGAGGACUUUGAAGGAAGGAAAGGUUUCGCUCUGUACUCGUCCUUCUCUGUGGAUCCUGAAGCUGACGGCUAUAAACUGCAUGUUUCAGGAUUCACUGAUGGAGGAGCAGGCGACUCUUUAUCUGGCCAUAAUGGAUACAAGUUCUCCACCUUCGACAAAGACCAAGACACCUAUGAAAAUAACUGUGCCAAACUGUAUCUCGGGGCAUUUUGGUACGCAGCCUGUUACAAUACAAACCCCAACGGUGUGUAUUUAUGGGGAGAAGAUCCCAUCAUUAACGCCAUUGGAAAUGUUUGGUACUCAUGGAAGAGCAAUUAUGCCAUUGGCAUGAAAUUCAUCAGCAUGAAGAUCAGACGUGUGCUCUAGAAGCAUCAGUGUUUUCAGGAGCAAACAUCCCAUGUUGUUUUCACUAUAUUACAAAUGUGAAGCUUUAAGCUUUUAUUUUCCUCAGUCUAAGCUUUGCUCUGCUUCUGGUCUUUUGAUGAACUAUUAUGUAAAUUAACUUCCAGUAAACUCCUGCAUUUAAAGCAUUAUGUCUCUAUGUACAUCGUCAGAUGUGGUGUUCUCAUCAGAAAUCAAUCAUUUUAUGAACUAUAAGUGAAAUAAAAUGGUUAAACAAAGGAGAUACAGUUUUAAACAAGUUAAAUAAAUGAGGAAAUCAUUAAAUGAGUGAAAUAAAUGAAAUGAAAUCAUUACUCCC
Sinocyclocheilus grahami is the source of this 847-nucleotide messenger RNA. Its product is annotated as microfibril-associated glycoprotein 4-like. The record is from RefSeq and is a predicted model, not a curated record. The transcript is spliced from 3 exons. Lineage: Eukaryota; Metazoa; Chordata; Actinopteri; Cypriniformes; Cyprinidae. Bases 1 to 513 code for a protein of 170 amino acids. Gene Ontology annotation, biological process: elastic fiber assembly.